AUGAAUCUGAUCAAAGUAGUGUUAUUAAGCGCUCUACUUCUGUACAGAGUGCACGCGUUCGAUGAGCAAGAGACGGAAGAGUGUUUAAACAUCAACAGAGACACCGACAACUUAGCAGAGCUCUGCACUAAACUGGGAAAAACAAGAGAAAGAAUAUUGGUCCUGCAGAGACGAAUAGAAGUCUCCUCGUAUGAUAAAAAACAGACAGACAGGCUGCUAGAGAUCCUACUAGACACUUCAAGCGAAAUAAAAAAAAUGGAAGAAAGAAUAGAAAAUAACGAAAUUUCAAUAGAAGAGACCUUUGGCACAAUAAAAAGUAUAGCAAUGAAAAUAGACGAUGAAGCAAAAGCAGAAGAGUGCCAAGAAGAACAAAGCGGUAAGGCAGGCGCACUAGACUACCUUUGUCAGAAAGAGUCUGAGAUGUAUAGCCAGCACUCCUCUGUUCUGCAGAAGAUCUCGCGCGCCAAGGAAACCUCUGAUCUUUUCGAGAAAAUGGAGUUCUACAGAAGCAAGCACGACCGCGAGCUGGAAAACAGAGAGAUUGUGAAAAAAGAGAGAAACCUGCUGAUUGAAAAAGCAGAAAAACUUCUCGUAAACAGCACAGAACACAUCGAAAAACUGCAAAAAAUAAGAGAAAGCCAGUCAUUCGAGCACCAUAAAGAGAUAACAGUCAAAAGAGAAGAAGUUGCAUUUGAGGCAUCCCCGAGGUACGCUGUCUCGUACAAGAACAUCACUCUUACGAAGCUUCAGAACAGAAACUAUUUUUUGCUCAAUAAGAUCGUCUGUAUGUUCUAUGCCAUGAAUAGAAAGAGCAUAGAAGAAAACCACAAGAGUAUUUCUGAGAAAAUCCAGCGUCUUUUAAUCUACAACUACGACAGCACACACAUUGACUAUCUAUCAAAAAUUGAUAAGUUCAUUGAUUCUGUAAAGGACUAUCACGGAGAUAAAAAAAGAGAUAGGGACUUAGCUGACGCUCUGGAUGCACACUUUCUCUCUCUUCUUCUUUUUGACGAAACAAGAGAUGAAAAAAGACUGGUGCAGGUGCUGGAUAUUUUGUAUGAACUGUACGAUAAAAACUAUUCGGCUGCAAACUCACCCAGCUUCAAAACACUCCAGGACUUCCAGGAGUACUUCUACGAUCUGCUGGAUGUUCAUCUUUUGCUCACAGAAGGAGGAGACACCCUUGAAACAGAAGAGAUCUCGGAUAUGCUAUUCUCCAAUUUGAGAAAAUUUAUAAAUACAUUCCCAUCGCAGGAAGGCAUACAUGCUAUAUCCCGAACGCUAAAAAAACUCGACAGUUCAUUUUUGGAGUACAACUACCACCCAGUGAUCGAAACAGAAAAAGAGUACGACACACAAAACAAAAAAAAGCCUUGGAAAUACUCCAAGUGCGACAAAUACAGCAGGAUACACCACUGCAUGAGCGCGCACGACCCCGAGCACUUUGGGUUCCUAAGCAUUCGGCUUGUGCACCUCCAUCCUUUGAUUGCAGCAGCAAAAGAAAAAAUAAUUCCGAUGUGGAUCAUCAAUAAAAACGAAAGAAACCCAGACGAGUGCACAGCCGAGUUUGGCUACACCUCUCUUGAAGAGUGUGUGUACUCCACAGACCUUUUGACAUACGCAGAUGCCUGUCUGUUCGCAAUGGCCACUACCGUGGAGCUGGUGAUAGACACUGACUUGCCAGACGAGAUAGCGUAUGCCAUUGCAAAGCACACAAAUCCCAAGGCACGUGUGUCUUUUAUCAGGCUGAACCUCAAUGCAAACGACCUCUUUACAGACAAAGAAAGCAUCCACAUGCUGGACCACACGCCAACAAGCGAAAACAAGCAGGAAGUGUACAAUCUGGUUUUGGAUAAGAUUCUGGAAAAUAGAUGGCUUUUUUGGCCUCUUUUUGCAAUCACAACAAUUGCCGGAAUUAUUCUGAACCUUCUGCUUGGUGAUGCGUGCGUAUUUUUCACAGUCAUUCCCAUCUUGAUAUACUCAUCGGGAGUGCUCCGCGCUUUCGUUGUUUCUUUGAAAAUGGAAGUGCACUACGUUAACAUGGCAUUCAACAUUCUCUCAGCAGGCUUUUUAUUCCUUGUAUGUGCAUACGGAUGCGACAUAUUCUUCAGAGCAAGCGAGCUCACAGAAAAUCUGUCGUGCAUAAAAUGGAUGUACUUUGUGUGCAGCGCAGUGGGUAUCGUUGGCCUACUGAGCACCUACAGCAAAAAAGGAAGAAGAUAUGUGUAUGGAAAGAAGUAUUGGAUAAGCAACAUCUUCAAAUACGCCUACUACGCCAUGGCCAUCCUCUGUGCCCUAUCUAUUCCCGCGAUAUACGCAAGUUUUGGGGAAAAUAGAGACGAGAUUCUCUCUGUGCUGAUGGCCUGCAACGUGGGAAUGUUUUCUGGAAUAUUUUUGUAUGUCGGGUGCUCGUACGAGAAAAUGCAGGUGAAAAUAGAGACUGAUCAGUGGAAAAAGCUUGACUGGUGGGUUAUGUGUCUGGCAUACUCCACCACGGGAAUAGCUCUCCUGAGUACGCUAGGCAUCUGUAUUAAGUACGAUCUGCUGGAGAACAUUCCUGUGGUUUUGGGCGGCAAAAGAGUGUAUGUAUCGAUGUUCAGUGAGAACAAGCUGCCCUUCUACCAUAUAGCAGAUGUGCAGGCAUACUCGCAGUCUUCUCUAGUGACAGCUUUCAACGCAGUGGUAGAAGAAACCUCGAAAAGGAUAAACCGGAUCACAAGCAGCGAUGGAGCAGAGAUUAACUACUACUAG
Nematocida minor is the source of this 2751-nucleotide messenger RNA. RefSeq lists its product as uncharacterized. Lineage: Eukaryota; Fungi; Microsporidia. The transcript has a single exon. The record is from RefSeq and is a predicted model, not a curated record. The coding region runs from base 1 to 2751 and encodes 916 amino acids.